This is a messenger RNA of Lymnaea stagnalis (great pond snail), 14474 nucleotides long. NCBI's taxonomy places the organism in Eukaryota, Metazoa, Mollusca, Gastropoda, Lymnaeidae. The record is from the annotation of a GenBank genome assembly.
CCAACCAAAACUUUUUUUAAAAAGUUUAUAUCUAGCCAUCAUCAUACAUUUAUUAUUUUCAAGCAUUUUCAUUUAUUCAUUGCAACAGAAAGUCGGUCACCUCAGUAAAAGAAGGUUACACAGAUUAAUGAUUUGUGUACUUCCGGUUCAUCGACAUUGUAAUAAUAAAUAAAUAUAAUAGUAAAUGUAGUUUUCACUUUCAGAUCAAACUAUGCACAACAUUUGAAUUAUUUGAAAGUUGUGCAUGAAUCUCUGUUCUUAAGUGAGACGCCAAUUAAAAUAUUUCAUCAGGGAUCAGGUGAUGAAGCUGGAAACACAUUUAAAAUUCAAAUGCAUCUCUGCACUAACUCACUAAACUUAACAUUAACAGUAACACUUCUUUUUUUUAACAUGUACUUACUACUUACUACAUACAGACAUUGUCUACCUGAUCACUGGAACUUUCUAUCAUUUAUAACUAUAUCUAUGAAUUACAAACUGAAUCAUGGACUGACAGUGACAGACCUACUCAAGGAAAUGGCAAUCGUCAGCAAUUGUAACUAACUGAUUACCGAGUUAAGAGUUAAAAUUAAAACUCAAAAGAGUUAAAAUUACUUCAAGUCAGACUAUAGUAUAGUCAUUUACUCAACUGGUAAAGUCCUGCCCACUUCACUCAUUACUCAAAUUACUGACUAAAGUUUAAGUCUUUAGUAUUUGUUUAAGUUUAGACACUAGAACUGGAGCUAGACUCUUCUGAAAUCAAUUUAGAGACUUGUCUAGUACUAGUAGUAGUUAAUUAGAAUAGUAGAAAAGUACUUGUCGGUCUAGUCUUUACCUGAGAAAUUAUUUAUUUAGUGAAGAAUAUUUACUAGUUUGUUGUGCUGAUAUAUUAUGAUUAUGAAAACUAAAUAUUAUGGUUUAAUAUUGUCAGUAGAAAUCGACCACAACCAUGUAUUAGAGUAUUUAGAGUGCUAAUUCUGAACUUGACUGUGGGUGCACAGAUGGUUGAUGAGACAGAUUCUGGCACCAAAUGUUCUUGUACAGUAAAUGAAUGCAGGGGAAUGAUGGGGGCAUGUCUUUUGUCCACUGCAGCUGCUGUUCUGUUGGCUUUGUGCUGUUUGGAGCCUUUGUGUAAAGAGGAAUGCUGCGAUGCAUGAUCUUUUCCCAAUUCUUCUUACUAUGUCUCUGAAUAAAAACAAUAGCAUUAAACACAUAGAUCUCUUAAAAGCAAAUAAGCACAAACAAAACAAGUAAAUCUUAAUUACUGUUAAUGAAUCCAUAAAAUUUUUACAGAAAAAAUAAAUAUAGCAAAGAGGCUACUGAGCUACGCAAAAAAAAAACUAUUUACAAAUUUGUGCUUUCAAAUGUCAUAUGACCAACCAAAUAUAAACCUAACGUGACUGUUAUACGCAGCCGACGAUGAGGCUUUUAGAUUGUCUCUAAAGCUAAUAAAUAUAAAAGUAUACUAAUAAUAGGCCUUGCAUAAUCUGAAUCAUAAUUAUUAAUUAAAAUAGCCUAUUUAUGAUGAAACAUAAUCAUACUUGUUAUUAUUUUGGUUUUUAAAAUUCAUGAUUGACCAAAUUAGGCAAAGUCUUAAAUUUAUCUAGACCUAUAUUCCAUAAAUAUUGGACAAUAAAAAUGACUUGUCAAUAGCUGUUUUUAAGAAAUAGGGUAAACCCAUUCUUAGUGUAAAAAAUAGACAAUUUCCUUAAGUUAAGGCUGCUGCAGAGAAACAAAGUUCAAUUCUCAGUGUUUCAUUGGGUUGUGAUUUUUUUUUUAUUGCCAGCUUUAAAUUUGUUUUAUCAUAAGCAAGAGAAAUUAAACACCGAAAAGAAGGCCAUUAUAUAAUAUAUAAUGAAAAUUGCUAGGCUUACAUAUGGUUUGGUAAUGAUUUUGGAUCAUAUUAUCAUUAUUAAAUAAUGUGGAUUUAUAUAGGCUAUUACUUUUAUAGGCCUAUUGGAUUAUGAUGAAAUAAAUACAUUAUUCUGAUACAACACAUACACCUUAACUGUUUUUAAAUCCAAAGACAGCAUAGAUAUUUAAUUGUAAUUCUAAAAAUGUUUUUCCGCUAAUAAUGUAGAGAUUGAAAAUAUUUGUCAGUGAAUUUUAUUUUAUUGGGCUGGCAAACCCUUAAAAUACUAUUAUACUUUAAGGUCACCUGAACUCUCUGUCUUGAGUCUGAUAAAUAUCAGACUGAAUUUAAGUUAAAACUGGAUAAAUAAUUUGAUUUGAAAAAUGUUAUUUAUUUUUUAGUAGUCCUUUGAUCUAGGAAAAAUAUUCCAUUUUGAAAUCCAAACUAGCCCUAACCCUGUUUCUUUUUUUUUUUUUUUUUUUUUUUUUUUUUUUUUACAUAUUUCUCUUUGAUCUAGGAAAAAUAUUCCAUUUUGAAAUCCAAACUAGCCCUAACCCUGUUUCUUUUUUUUUUUUUUUUUUAUUUUUUUUAUUACAUAUUUCAGCAUGGAAGAUGAUGGUCCAGCUGACAGUAACACAUCAGAAUUCUAUGACAUAAUAUCCGAUGGGGGACUUGUAGGAACUUCAACGAAUUCAAACAACACAAACAAUGAAAACAGAAGGAACAGUAAGUGCAAAACAGUUUCAAUGAACACUUGCAUCAGUAGUGCUCCCUUCGGAAGUCUUAAUUAUUAUGUUCAUAAUAACAUCAAAGCUCUGUUUAAUAUGUGUAUUUUCUUUUUUUUUUUUUUUUUUCUUUUUUUUUGGACAUUGAAUUUGAAUUAUUGACCACUGAUUUUUUUUGGGGGGAGGGGGGGGGGAGUUAUCUUUAAGUACUACUAAAAAUGAAAAUAUAUGAGUAAUCAAGCCUAAGAAAGUAAUAAUGCUGCUCCAGCUUAACAAUCACAUUUUGAUUGUUUGGUUUUCUUUAAAAUGCCUUACAACUGAGCUCUUAAGUUUUAAAAGCAUAACUUACCUUAGAUUUUAAAAACAUUGAGUAAUAAUUAAAAAUAUAUUUACAUUAUUUCUUUUUCUUCUUGUUUUGCUUCUCAGAUAACUCCCAAGACACAGACGAUAACAAAAAUGUCUAUAUCAUCAUGCAGGUAAUAGGCAUAAGAUAUCAGAGCAUGAAUUGCAACCUUUUGUUGCACAAUAUAAAGCACAAUAAUUUUUUCCUAUACACAUUGCUGCUAUUUGAAAUUGCUAUCUAAGAAUAUCGCUUUUUUAAAACAAAAAGUAUGUCAAAAUGUUUGUAUUUAAUUAAUUAUUUGUUGGAUAAUUAAAUUUAAACAUAUAUCUUGAUAUAUGAGUAAUAUAUGAAAAUCAUUUGUAUGUCCUGUAAGCGAAAGAUUUAUAAUGUGUAUAUGAGUAUAGGAGGAAAAUUUCAUUUAUAAAAAAAAAUAUGUAAAAAAAAAUUAUAAUUAUAUAGUUGUUGAGAAUUCUGAUUUCUUUAUAGAAGUUGCGUGAAUACUUGAUUAGCAGGAUGUAUAAAACUGUCUGCUGUGAGGGUUCAUGAUAAACUGCUGAUUGCUGCUAAAGCUUUUUUUAUAAGAGAAAAGUGCUGCUUCUAAAUACAGAUGAACAUUCAAACGCUAGUUUUUUCUUUGCUAGAUAUCAUGAUAUCAAUAAUGAAAAUCAUAGAAAUAUGUUUGGUCCUUUCCUCAAAGGUUAUUCCAUCUCUGAAAAACCUUCCUUAAUUGUAUCUGAAGGCAAUUAAUAUUUAGUUAUGUUGAUCCAUGGUUAAGUGUAUCAGUUAUGUUUUAAAGAUGUUUGGUGUGUGGAACCUAAUGUUGGGGUGUACCAGGCCCCCCCCCCCCCCAUGAAUCAUUCAUAGCAUUUUCGUUAAGUCAAAAGAAAGUUUUAAUUUGAUUAUUUCAGCCGAGAUAAUCUUAUGUAAAUCUUGUUGGGAGAAUAAACCAAGAUAAUCUUUUGUAAAUAUUGUUGGAAGAAUAAACCAAGAUAAUCUUUUGUAAAUAUUGUUGGAAGAAUAAACCAAGAUAAUCUUAUGUUAAUCUAGCUAUAAGAAUAAACCAAGAUAGUCUUAUGUAAAUCUUGUUUACAGCAACUCAGCUCAAGUAACCCCAACACAGUGUCCAGUCAUGUCAUGACCUUCACCUCAUCAGAUUCAGUUUCCCUCUCAGAAUCUACAACCUUAAUGCCCCCCCCUGCAACUCCAGACAGAAAAAAUUCCCAGGAUGAUUCGGACAGGUAAGAGAAUUCAAUACAAACUUAAAAAGUGACCAACAAAUUGGGUCAACUACAUUCGACAUUUGUACUUGAUUAUUUUUUUAAUGUUGUUUUUACAUUUCAUCAGUCUAAAUAAACAUUAUGUAAUCAAUUAUAAAUCAGAUGACCGAGCCGACAUUGGUGAAGUGUGUCACUGUCGGAUUACGCCGUCAUGUCUUGGAUUUUGUUUAGGUGUGGGAUUGAGUGCAUUUUUUCUGUUGUGUUUUGAUUUUGUAAAUUUGAGUCGGGCAGUACUGGUUGGGGGGGCGGGGUGUAGAAGAAACGUAGUGUAAAGUGCGUCAUUUUGUGUGUAUGAUGCAGUGAGGGUGUAUUUUGGAAUGCAGACAGAUGUUUUGUGAAUUCCAGUUGGGAAAGUAUAAUUUUUUUUGUGUGUUAGAACUGGAAACUGUUUUGUCUCAUACAUUGUGACAAUUGUGACUGUCAAACCUUUGAAGGGAGGAAUUAAAGUAAUCUGAAGUUAUUAUUUUAAGGCUUUGUGUCUUUAUUACUAUGCAUCAGCCUUGUAGAGGCUCAUCAGCCUUGUAGAGGCUCAUCAGCCUUGUAGAGGCUCAUCAGCCUUGUAGAGGCUCAUCAGCCUUGUAGAGGCUCAUCAGCCUUGUAGAGGCUCAUCAGCCUUGUAGAGGCUCAUCAGCCUUGUAGAGGCUCAUCAGCCUUGUAGAGGCUCAUCAGCCUUGUAGAGGUUAGAGAGUAUAUUUCUAGUAGGGGGUCUAACCUCUAGACCAGUGUUUCCCACAUUUUAAGUUUAGCAGACAAGCUUGGAAAAAUGAUCCAGAGACCGGUGCCAGAUUUAUUUAUUAUAUUUUCUUUAUUUGACCUUAAAAAUUCGUGUUGUAAACACACAUGCCGUGUAAGAGUUGCGGGCCCGUGCAACGGACCACCAUUUAGGGAAUGCUGUUCUAGAUAACUUUGCUGUCACAAUGUGAUCAAUUUGCUCUUAGUGGGUGCAUGUACCAAUAUCCAAUCACCAAGGUAAAGAUUGUUUUAAAUAGUCCUUUAGCCCCACAUCUGCUGUUGUUGUCGUGGUAACAGCCUGCUUUUCUGUCCCACCAGUGAAAACACCAUAAGUGCUUGCCUGAUCUGUGGGGACAGGGCCUCCGGGUUCCACUACUCGGUCUACUCUUGCGAGGGCUGCAAGGGCUUCUUCAAGAGGUCGGUGCAGAAGAGUCUGCAGUACGUCUGCAAGGACCAGGGCAUGUGCUUCAUCAAUAAGUUCUCCAGGAACUCCUGCCAGUACUGCCGUUUCCAGAAGUGCCUCAACAUGGGCAUGAGAAGAGAUGGUAAAUGUAGCAGUUUAUUUAAAAGCCUUCAUAGCCUUGCCAUGGAAGUGAUUCCCCUUUUUUAAAAAGAUUGACAGUUCCACAAAGGCUUUAAAACCCAUAGAGCAGUGGUGUGCAAAUGCUGCUCAUGGUCCUGUCAACUGUCAUUUCUGUUGGACCUGCCAGUUUUUAUAAUAUCUGCAAUAUUUUUUUUUAUUAACCUUAUUACUAUCAAGUGCAUUUUUCUCAAGCCAUUUUUCAAGCCUUUAUUUUAAGUUCGCUUUUGUUUGUGGCUGGCAAAAUCUCUGGACGGCUCAGAGAUCCAACUCCCAUCAACCUAUCGAGCUGGAACUUGCCACAUGGACUCGUUCUAUCAAAUAUUCUGCCCCACCCAUAAAAAUCAUUUUUUUUUCUGUUAUUCAACGGGAAGAUGAGGGAAAUAUGAUAACAAUGAUUUCAUGAAAUUAAAUUACAGAUAGCUGCGUUGAAUGGGAUUCUUUAAAAAAAUAUUGUAAAUGCGUUUGGUGCGUAAUAUUUUCUUUUCUUUUUUUAAAAAUAUUUGGUGAAAUAAUUCUGUGGUGUAAAAGGCAGUGGGGCAUUAAAAUAUUAAAAUAACUCAGGGGUGUACAAAAUUGAUUGUUAGCCUUGGGGGGGGGAUGACUAAUUGGAAUUCUUAUAAAGUGCAUUACUUGUUUGCAUCAUUUGUCAAAUUGUCGAAAAAGUCAAAAUCCCAUAUGAAAUUAAUUCAGAGACCCUUACAAGUAUACAUUUUCUGAAAAGUGCAUUGGACAAGGUAUCUUAUGUUAUGAAAAAAAUUUGAUUUUAUAUUGUGUAUGUUUUUUCACCUUGAUUUUUACAGAGUGAAUAAAAUUGUACCACUCAAGUUCUGAAUUCAACCUAAACUAAUACUCCACAAAUUGUUCAUGCUAUUAUAACAUCAACUUUGUAAGAUACUAGAAGCAAUAUUCUUUCAGACGAUGUCAAGUUAUAGUUACUUAUAUUACAACUUGUGAUAUUGGUGAAUUUUUUUUUCAUUCACUACCUUCAAAUUUGUGUCAUACAAAACACAAAGGGGAAGGCACAAAAUGAGUUCAAAAAUUCCUUUUCAAUUGAAGUUAUUAAAUCCAUUUUUGAAGUUAAUUAAUGCUUUAGAACAAGGGUCGGGAACCUUUUUGUCUGAGAGAGCCAUGGACACCUCAUAUUUUGAAAAGUAAUUCUGUGAGAGCCAUACAUUAUGUUUAAAACUAAAAUUCAAGUAAAUGUGUGCAAUAAUUAUGCAAUAAUUAUGUCUCUGAAUUCUUUUUAAUAACAUUGUUAUUCUGUUGCUAAUCAAUAAUGAGUAUUUCUUACCAUUAAUGCGAUUUUUUUAUUAUUUUUUUUUUUUAUUUUUUUUUUAUAAUCGAACAUUUGUCUGUGAGCCAGAUGCAGCCAUCAAUAGAGCCACAUCUGGCUCGUGAGCCAUAGGUUCCCGAUCCCUGCUCUAGAAUAUACAAAAACAUAAACGUCUUUGAACCUCUUUAGGGUAGGUCUUUGGGAUCCAAUCUUUGUCUUUCCUCCUCAUUAUCCUUCCUUUCCCAAAGGAAUUUUUCUGUAACACUAUGACUUAGCUGAGGGCUAAAAUUGUCAAUAUCUGACUCUUGUGCUGCCAUCUCCACUGCAGCUGACACUGUCAUUAAAAGCACAUGAAAUAUCUCUGCAAUCAAAGCUUUGAAACGCACAGAUAGAAAUAUAAAUAGGAAACAAACUCUUUUAUAUAGAGUGAUUUCCCUUAACCAAUAUGUAUAAAAUCAUUUACAUUUUUAAUGACGAUUUUGCCAGCUGCUGAUUUUAUCAGCCAUGACACAACAGAAAAGGGUUUAACGGCCGAUUAUCUGCCGUUAUGACAGUUAUUGGGUUGAACUUACCACUGAAAUUGGAUUGCAUAACAAUUUUUAUUUGUAAAAAAAAAAAAAAGAAAAAGAAAGCCUUUUAAGUGCUGCAAAAUUUUACAUUUUUAAUGACGAUUUUGCCAGCUGCUGAUUUUAUCAGCCAUUACACAACAGAAAAGGGUUUAACGGCCGAUUAUCUGCCGUUAUGACAGUUAUUGGGUUGAACUUACCACUGAAAUUGGAUUGCAUAACAAUUUUUAUUUGUAAAAAAAAAAAAAAGAAGAAGAAAGCCUUUUAUGUGCUGCAAAAUAGUGACAUCCUUCUACUACAUAUACAUAAUCAUAAUGGUAAAUAAAAAUUGAUUAUAUUAAAUUUUGUGUCCCUAAAAAGUGUGUUUUGGCUUUGUAAAAAAUAGUUUAAUCUAUACAUUUCAAAUGUUCCAUUUCACAGCAUUAAAAUUUCUUAUAUGAUCCCAACAAAUACUUUAAACCUGUAGCUUAUCAUUUACUCACAUAUUCACCUUCAGAUAAUCUCUUUUGGUUAAUUCCUGCUUAUUUAUCUACUUCAAAAGGCAUUCAAGAUAAUUGUUUAUAAAAACUGAGUUCCCAACUUGCCAUCUUUCUUAAAGUUAAUAUGCUACGGUUUUUGUUGUAUCAUACAGUCUAUGUUCAAUUUUUUAUUGCUAAGAUUAAAAACAAAAAGACAAGUGCCUAAACUAGGUGGAGCAAGGUAAUGUCAGCACUACCUAUAUAUGGAGUAGGUGGAAGUAGGUAUCAUCAUCACAUACCUAUAUUUUCAAAACCAAGAAUUUUUUUUUACUACCGUAUUGCUUUAUGCUCUGAACAGCUGUUCGAGAAGACCGUUCCCCGGGUGGUAAACACAGACACAAGCGGCCCAGGAUUGACGACCCAGCCUCCUGCGGGAUGUCCAGCCCGGGUGCACAAGUCUUGCAGACAGUGACGAUAAAGACAGACAUCCCAGUUAUAGACGACCCUCUCCGAGAGAGCCUCCUGGCAGCAAAACCCCACCUUUACCCAAAAGCCGAAAGUAAGUUGAAUUGAACCCAACUAUUCAACCAAAAGCCGAAAUUAAACUGAAUUAAACCCAACCUUUUCCCCCAAAAGCCGAAAACCAAAUCUCAUGAAGCAUUGAUGGCUGAUCCUUCAAUGUAUCAUGCUGGUAGUACUUGGAUGUAGAAUAUUUCAUUUGAUUUCUUAUUCAGCAGCUCACAAAGAACACGUUGCCCCAUUUUGCACUGGACUUGUAGAUAUAUGCCCCCUUGAAGUUAAGCCAUGCUCAUCCAACAAUUUAAUCUCAAUCAAGAUGAUUGCAAUGAUGGAUUUUGUACAUUUUUUGGUUUCCAUAACUUUACUGCAAACUUUUCUUGUCUUCAAAGACUUUCUUUUACACUAAAUUUUUUCAGACUCCAUAGACAAGAUUGAAAACAUCUCCGUCAGUGAGCUGAUGCAUUAUGGGUAUCUAGAACUGCGUUAUAUCAUUGAAUGGGCAAAGAAAGUUCCCGGUAAGCUGGCACGGUAAAAAUGUAUUGUAGCUUUAAUGUUCAGAACUUUUGGAAAUAUAAUCUUUCUAAUUGGUAAAUUUAAUCACUGAAAAGAUCGCUGAGAUUGUCUUUGUGUGAGUUUCACGAGUCUUUAUUGAAUUGUUUCCCCACGAGGAGGCUAUGCAUGCAUUACAAAAGUGAUAACUCGACUCGGUUCAGUUGCUCUUUUGCUGCUUCGAAACUCAAAUUACAUCCUGAGUCGAAAUGGACCAUUCGCGCCCAUUCGGAUGUCAUGUGUGGUAGUUUAUUUUAGUUAAACUGAAAAAGUAAGUUUACAGGUAGUCCAUUCAAUUAUCUUUCAUUUGAUACCUCAUUUAGUCUUACAAACCCAACAAUAAUAUUUUAGAAAGAUUUUUAAUCCCAACCUCUCACUUCUGAUACCCGGGUACGAAUAGUCGCAGCCUUAAACGAAUGAGCCCGCCAACUCCCAUCCAUGCUAUGUUAAACAUUUUGUACAUAUCUGAAACCUAGAGAUUUUUUAUAACACAAAAAAUCUAUCUGGAGACCUGUUGUUUUUGUUACUUCAAACUACAAAAAAAAAAAAAAAAAACUAAUAAUAAUUAUUUUCCAUUUAAUUUAAUUUUAAGUAUCCCAUCCAUGCUAUGUUAAAAAUUUUGUACAUAUCUGAAACCUAGAGAUUUUUUAUAACACAAAAAAUCUAUCUGGAGACCUGUUUUUUUUGUUACUUCAAACUACAAAAAAAAAAAAAAAAAACUAAUAAUAAUUAUUUUCCAUUUAAGUUCAUUUUAGGUACAUUCAGUCACCUUAACAUCACUUCAUUCAGUUUAAAAGUUUCUGUUCCCAAUAAAAAAUGUUUUUUUCAAUUUUUAAAAACUUUUCACCCUGUUGUUGCUAGUGCAGGAGGUGGUGGUUAGCUAAGUCUAUAACAUAAACAGCUGUCACUGCCACACCAAGGCAUCAUUAGCGCACUCCAAUGGAUUACCAUCCAUAAAUGUGUAUGUGUUCAUUAAUUAUCUUUAUUUACUACUGUGCUCGCUAUUAUCACACACUUUAGUAUGGCACAAACUCAUCACACCACCUCUUCCAACAUGGCUGCCUAGACUCGUCUGUUACAUCCAUAUCUCUGUUGCCUCCCCUGAUUCUGCAUAACAUCAAAUUAGCCUGCGCAAAGUCAUACUGUUACAGUAGGAAGCCAUCAGUUCAUUUGACUGCUCCUGCUAUGGAAGGCACAACUAACAAGUUUUCAAUUUUCUCUCGAUGCCCCUUGUUUAGGCUUUGCUGACCUUGAAUUCCCUGACCAAAUGGCCUUACUUAAAUCUUCUUUUAUGGAACUCAACGUUUUGAGACUGUCAUUCCGGUAAGUUCGUUUCUCAGCAAACAUUUGCGAUACUUUUAAAGAAAUGUCAUUCUGGUAAGUUCAUUUCUCUGCAAAACAUUUGCAAUACCUUUAAAACUUGAAAUCGGUUCCAUUUUUCAGUAGGACAUACCGCUUACCGGUGCAUUCCAAACUUUUCUUAUCGGGGACACUUUUUUUUUUAUAGGACACCCACCCUUUCUCUACACAGUAAGUCUGUUCCACCAGUGUAGCCAUCGUUGAGCUAACCCUUGUUGAGACAAAUAUGGCACAAACAUAAAGUGUCAUAGCGCAAUGUAUGAUGACCAAACGUGCCUCAUAAAAACCUUUCAUUUAUAUUUCGGGUGUAAUCUUGAGGUGCAAAGCCACCAGCUAAAUCACCAUGUUCGUGCACAAGCAAAAUCACCGUGUUUGUGCACAAGCUAAGUCGCCACAUUGGUGCACAAGCAAAAUCACCAUGUUUGUGAAUCAUUUUAACAGAUUCAAUUCAUUUGUUAUUUCGGCUUAGUAUUCUGCUCCAGAAAGUUCAAAGUUCAUCACCCAGUUUAAAAAUAACUUCCUCAUCCAAUCACAGCAGUGAGUUUUAGGAUCUAGGAAUUUAUGUCGUGGGGUCUCUUGGAACAUUUUGAAAUGGUCCACAAAUAAGAUAAGACAAGAUGGGAUGGGAUUCUUUAUUGAACCAAAUAAAUGGAAAUAUUUUUUUAUUGCAUUGUCAGACCUGUUUGCUCUAACGAUUUUGAUGUACAAUGUACGAUUUUGAGGUGUAUACAUUAUAUAUAGUGUAUGUUUAUGUUUUUACUAUUAAGAUAAUGUAUUGAACGAUUUUGUGAUGAUAUUGCAUGAUUUUAAGAGUUUGAGGGUAAACAGGUCUGCAUUGUACAUAUUAAUUUUAAGCACAUAAAUAAAUAUAUAUUACUCGGUUCACUUCACAUUUCCAAAUUUACUCGCUUCACUUCACAUUUCCAAAUUGACUCGGUUCACUUCACAUUUCCAAAUUUACUCGGUUCACUUCACAUUUCCAAAUUUACUCGGUUCACUUCACAUUUCCAAAUUUACUAGGUUCACUUCACAUUUCCAAAUUUACUCGGAUCACUUCACAUUUCCAAAUUUACUCGGUUCACCUCACAUUUCCAAAUUUUCACAGUUCACUUCACAUUACCAAAUUUACACAGUUCACUUCACAUUACCAAAUCACCUAUCACCUAUCACGUCUCCCGAUUCUCUAGCACAAAUUUGAUAUACUGCUGUUAUUUUCUGGUGCGCAGGGGUUAGUGUGUCUUAUUUUUUUUAUAACCCCCGCACCAUGUAAGAGGCACGCUGCUGCUGUUGUACCCCACAGUUUGGAAAGCUCUGCCGUUAACUUUAACCGUAAUAUAAUUUACUUUUUAAUAGUUCAAUGAAUAUCCCGGAUGGCUCGUUUAUGGUUGCUUAUGGGUGCGUAGUCGAGAGGGUUGGUAUUGAGAAUGUCAUCGGCCGGUAGGAAUUAUCUUGGGAAAUGUGCAUUUUAUCACUUGGAAGUUGUUUAGUUAAUUAAUGAAGAAUCUUUUCUUUUUUUUUUCUUUUUUGGUUGAAAUAUGUACUAUUGACAUAAAAUCUAAUUACAUUUUUUUAAUCAAUGGGAUUUGCAUAACUUUUAUGAAAACCUAUUUUGAUCAUGUUGAAUCAAAAUCCCAUGUGACAUGCAUCUGCCAUUCGUACACACCCUACAUGCAUCUGCCAUUCAUACACACCCUACAUGCAUCUGCCAUUCGUACAUACCCUACAUGCAUCUGCCAUUUGUACACACCCUACAGAUCCAUGGAUCUGGAUGAUAAGAUCAAGUUCUGUGAAGACAUCAUCCUGCCCUUGGAACACUGUGAGACGAUGGGGUGGGGCCGGGAGCUGGUGGAUGGCACAAUAGACUUUGCUCAACGCCUCAAGGACAUCAACCUUGACUUGACAGAGUUCUGCAUCCUCAACGGCAUCGUUUUAAUGUACCCAGGUCAGUAGGUCACUCGGUGGCAUGUUUUAAUGCACCCAGGGCAGUAGGUCACUCGGUGGCAUGUUUUAAUGCACACAGGUCAGUAGGUCACUCAAUGGCAUGUUUUAAUGUACACAGGCCAGUUGGUCACUCGGUGGCAUGUUUUAAUGUACCCAAGGCAGUAGGUCACUCAGUAGCAUGUUUUAAUGUACACAGGUCAGUAGGUCACUUAAUGGCAUAUUUUAAUGUACACAGGCCAGUAGGUCACUCAAUGGGUUGUUUUAAUGUACCCAAGUCAGUAGUUCUUUCAGGGACAUGUUGUAAUGGACUCAAGGUCAGUAGGUCACUCAAUGACAUGUUUUUAUGUACCCAGAUCAGUAGGUCACUCAAUGGCAUGUUUUAAUGUACCCAGGUCAGUUUUAAUAUACCCCAGGCAGUUGGUCACUCAAUUGCUGAUUUUAAUGUACCCAGAUAAGUAGCUCACUCAAUGGCUUGUCUUAAUGUACCCAGAUAAGUAGGUCACUCAGUGACAUGUUUUUAUGUACCCAGAUAAGAAGGUCACUCAAUGGCAUGUUUUAAUGUACCCAGGGCAGUAGGUCACUCAGUAGCAUUUUUUAAUGUACCCAGGGCAGUAGGUCACUCAGUAUAAUUUUUAAUGUACCCAGGUCAGUUGGUCACUCAAUGGCAUGUUUUAAUGUACCAAGCUAAGUAGCUCACUCAAUUGCAUGUCUUAAUGUACCCAGAUAAGUAGGUCACUCAAUGGCAUGUUUUAAUGAACCCAGGUCGGUAGGUCACUCAGGGGCAUGUUUUAUUGUACCCAGGGCAGUUGGUCACUCAGUGGCAUGUUUUAAUGUACCCUGUUCAGUUGGUCACUCAAUGACGUUUUAUGACCUGGAUUAUAUUUUUAAUUUUAUCAUAUGCAUUUAAAGACUUUAUCCUAAAUAGGGUUCCAUGGCCCUCAUCCAUAGAGCAAUAUAGGACAAGAACCUGUGCCCUAGACUAAAGAUCCAUGGUUAAUGCAAACUUAGUUUCAUAAAAUAAUAUAAAGAAAGCAAUAUCAUUGUAUAAAUGUGUUUUGCCUUUUUUUUUAAAAAUAUAUGUUCUUCCACUUGACUUACUUUGUUGAGCAUUGCAGUCAGUGUCUAUAACGACUGUUUAUCUUUUAUUGCAAUAGAUGCCCAUGGGAUUGAAGACAAACUCCGAAUAGCCGAGCUGCAGUCUAAAAUUCUGGACUGCCUGAGACGCCACAUUGUCCGCCAGUACCCCCUGGACAUGAAAAGAUUCGGCAAGAUCCUGCUGCGCCUCCCUGCCCUGAGGAUCAUCAGCGCCAAGGCCGCCGAAAGGUUUUUGUCCCUCACAUUCGAUGGCUCGAUCCAGCUGAACGAACUCGUUUUAGAAAUGAUGAACUGAUUCGCGAGAAAGUAUUUGAUCGCAUCACAGCGCGAAGCCCACAUUGGACCACAGCAGCCCACAUCGGACCACAGCAGCCCAAAACAGCCUGUGCAUGGGAAAUCUCAUUCAGUUGUUUGUGUAUAUAUUGGAAGUAACUGGGUGGAGAAAAAAAAUAAUGUUACACGUUUUUAAAUAUUUUUUAAAUUUCUCUCUUUUUUGUUGCUAUGAAAGAUCUUUUGCUUUCUGAAACCUUAUUUUAAAAUCAUUUUUGUGUAACAUGGCGUGCACAGUGUUGCAUUGUGUACAAUGUUGCGUUUAGUACUGUGAAGCAUAAUUUGCAUAUUUUUUUUACACUGCUAACACGUUGAUCUUGUACCAGGAUGCGUAGCAUUUUACAUUGUAUUCCGUGUACCCUAAUGUGCAUUUUUUUUUACCGCAUAACGUUAUGACUGUGUGCGCCAGUGUCAGAUUGGGCAAAGCCUUGGCCCAUCUGUUUAUAUGUGUUUGCAAAAUUUUAAUAAAUGCCCAGUUUGUCAAAUGUUACCAAUGAAAAACUUUGAUUUAUAAUUAAUAAUAAACAUGUUUAUGAUAUGAUAAAAAAUUUCUUUAAAACGUUAUUUCAUUUAUUUUUUUUAAACACAACCGUAUCAUUCAUUAAUUUGUAAAAAAAAAAAUCUCCAUGUUAUAAUUAUAAAUAUCAUAGCCCAUUGGUUGGUCCAACACUACAGAUUUAUGUGUUACGGUCCAACACUACAGAUUUAUGUGUUACGGUCCAACACUACAGAUUUAUGUGUUACGGUCCAGUACUACAGAUUUAUGUGUUACGGCCCAACACUACGGAUAUAUGUGCUACGGUCCAACACUACAGAUUUAUGUGUUACGGCCCAACACUACAGAUUUAUGUGUUACGGUCCAACACUACAGAUUUGUGUGCUACGGUCCAACA